This is a messenger RNA of Danio rerio (zebrafish), 350 nucleotides long. The record is from RefSeq and is a predicted model, not a curated record. NCBI's taxonomy places the organism in Eukaryota, Metazoa, Chordata, Actinopteri, Cypriniformes, Danionidae.
UGUUGUUGUGUUGCAGCGUUUAAGCUGCUGGAGAGCUCCAGUCAGCAGUGGCUGCAGGGUCUGGUCUACCUCAUCGGGAACCUGCUGGGCUCCGCAUUGGCCAUCUACAAGUGUCAAUCAAUGGGGCUCCUCCCCACGCACUCCUCUGAUUGGCUGGCAUUCAUCGAGCCGCCGCAGAGGCUGGAGAUCAUGGGCGGAGGGAUGGUCAUGUGACGCGCACACACACACACUGUUAUUUAACGUCAGCAUUUUAACCGCACACACUGAUGAUUAAUUUAUAUUUGUGAUUUGUGUUAGCAGAGGUCUGAUUAAUAACGUGCAUCAAACUAAUAAAGAUUCUUUAACAUGUU